AUGGCUGUCAGUGUGAGGUUGAAGAACCAUCUGACAAGGUGUGACCUAGUGGACAAGUACCAGUCUGCAUACCGGGAACAUCACAACACUGAGACAGCUCUUAUACAUGUCAGUGAUAUCCUGAGAAAACUCUGUGACAGACUCCAGAAAAUCCUAAACACUUCUGCCCGCAUCAUUAAACGCUGCCAUAUCAAGCCAGUACUGAAGGAGCUUCACUGGUUGCCCAUCAAAUCCAGGAUCGAGCAUAAGAUACUGUGUCUGACCUACAAAGCCAAGCAUGGUCUUGCUCCCCAGGACUUGUCUAACAUGUUGUCAUCAUACUCCAGUUCACGCAAUCUUCGUUCCAACAGCCAGGAUCUGCUCACUGUGCCCAGCUUCAGACUGAAAAUGUUUGGACAGCGCUCUUUCACCUAUGCAGCCCCUACUCUCUGGAACUCUCUUCCUUAUGACCUCAAAACUAUUGACAAUUUCGACUUGUUCAAGUACAAACUUAAAACCUACUUCUUCCAGCAGUAUCUCCCUUAA
Haliotis rubra (blacklip abalone) is the source of this 525-nucleotide messenger RNA. RefSeq lists its product as uncharacterized. The coding region runs from base 1 to 525 and encodes 174 amino acids. Lineage: Eukaryota; Metazoa; Mollusca; Gastropoda; Lepetellida; Haliotidae. The transcript has 2 exons. The record is from RefSeq and is a predicted model, not a curated record.